AUGUUCUGUAGACAUACGCCUCUUCGUUUCCAUGACUACGAGCAUUUUUUUAUUUUAAAAAAAAAAACAGAGUCUUACCGAGCAGUUCUGAGAGCAGUCGCGGAUACAUGUGUUGAAUUGGGUUUCGCAGCUCCUCGUCCACGAUCUAUUAUGUCUGACUUCGAAUUGGCAAUCAUCAACUCCGUCAAACAAGUUUACCCACAAUCCACCAUCUUACUUUGUUUUUUCCAUCUAUCACAAAGUGUAUGGAGAUAUUUGCAGAGUAUUGGGUUACAAGUCGCCUACAAUGACCCGGAAAAUAGGGAAGUCAAAAAUGGGUUUUCUCAAUUGUUGGCGCUGGCGUUUGUUCCUGCAGAAGAUGUUUCGCGAGUGUUCAAUAUGUUGAAGCCAACAUUACCACAGAGCAUGGAAGAAUUGGCAAAAUAUUUUGACAGAACUUACGUCAAUGGAUCAAGAGAGCUCGUUCGGCGCCGAUACAGGGUGCAACCUCCGAGGUACAGUCCAGUUCUGUGGAACCAUUAUCAAUCAGUUUUACAUGACGGGCCACGUACGAAUAACGCAACAGAAGGUUGGCAUAAUAGAUUCCAAAGUUUAGUAGGAAAAAACCAUCCAUCCAUUUAUUAUUUACUUCGGCAGUUCUUGAAAGAGCAGGUGGACACGGAGAAACAGAUAAUAGAAAUUCAAGCUGGACGGAAGGUGAGAAAACCAAGGGAGGCAAAGUACGAGCGACUUAACAUCAGGCUGAGAACGAUUGUCUCCCGUUAUGAAGAGCACAAAACAGAACGUACAGAGCUGGAUUACUUGAGAGCAAUAUAG
Bemisia tabaci is the source of this 816-nucleotide messenger RNA. The record is from RefSeq and is a predicted model, not a curated record. Lineage: Eukaryota; Metazoa; Arthropoda; Insecta; Hemiptera; Aleyrodidae.